Messenger RNA from Mya arenaria, 9717 nucleotides. RefSeq lists its product as uncharacterized. The transcript has 20 exons. Gene Ontology annotation, biological process: regulation of synaptic transmission, glutamatergic; G protein-coupled glutamate receptor signaling pathway. The record is from RefSeq and is a predicted model, not a curated record. NCBI's taxonomy places the organism in Eukaryota, Metazoa, Mollusca, Bivalvia, Myida, Myidae. Gene Ontology annotation, molecular function: adenylate cyclase inhibiting G protein-coupled glutamate receptor activity. The coding region runs from base 163 to 8565 and encodes 2800 amino acids. Gene Ontology annotation, cellular component: membrane.
GUGUACAUGUUUUGGUGUGGAGAACAACACGGGGCAGGGCUUUCAAAUAUUUUCGCAGAACAUAUAAGCAUCAACUUCGAUAUAAAAGUUUGUUCAAUUGAGGAUUAAUUAAAACAGGUGUACUUAUCAUGUUCACGGUCUGAACGAGCGCAUAUAGAGAAUAUGAGAUUGUGUACACUGUUAUCCCUGGUGGGCCUUGUGGCGCCCAGUCUGGCGCUGAUGUUGGAACAGGAGACAUGUGACGCUGGGCGAAUGAUGGUGGACCACAACGUUGCAGCAGCAGACGUGGUUCUGGGAGGAAUUUUCGACAUCCGAGGCUUGGGCUCGGACGGCUAUGGUUGCGGAGAGCCAUUGGAUGAGGAGAUAAUGAUGUUUGAAGCAGCACGCUGGACCAUUAAUAAGAUAAAUGCAGACAACUUUGUCAAUGGUGUUCGCUUUGGAAUGCGUUCUUACGAUACAUGCCACCAGCCUUUCCGUGCAGCUGCGGCCGCCAACAAUUUCUACUCUCAGUAUUCCACAUCAACCAUGUAUUGUAAUACAACCAACAAACUCAACCUUGGUAUCGUUGGUGCACUGAAGAGUUUUACUACAAAGCCUGUAGCAGAGUUGACCUCCAAGUUCCCCGCAUCUGUCAUCUCCCCGAUGGCCGCCUCGCCAGAACUCAGCGACAAGUCCCAGUACCCAUACUUCAUGAGGACGGGCAUCUCUGCUUCAGAGCAGAUCAAGGCAAUGAUGAAAGGGAUGGCUUUGAUGAACUGGGAGCGUGUGGUUGUCGUUUAUUCGGACGACUCAUAUGGACUAGACUCGGCCCAGGAAUUCAUUCGUCUGAGUCAGGAAAAUGAUGUGUGCGUUGUGGAGACAAUCGCUGUACCAACCAACCCCAACCUUGCCACGUAUAUGGAGAGGAUAAAGGACAUUGGAAACUAUGAUGUCAUUGGCGUUGUUUUCUUUGGUGCAAAUGAUGCUUCAAUGGAAAUUCUAGAGGCAGCACAAAGCACAGCUGGAGGUCAGAGGCUCCAGUGGAUGUUCAGCUACCUAGACUUGAACCGCCAGUUUCUCACAAACCGCCUGCGGGGCGCCAUCUCUGUGCAGCCAGUAUACACUGAGGUCAGCGAGUUCUACAACUACUUCACAACCCAGCUCAAUGAGAACAACCCCAUCCCUGAGAAUCCCUGGUACAGAGACUGGUUCAUGAGCACAUUCCAGUGCCAACUGCGUGAUGUGAAUUAUGCCCCAUAUAGUAGCUACUCUGACUGUGACCCCAAAACUCAGAGCCAGAAGAAAGCUGCCAUAAACAUGCGUAACCCUUUUGUUGACCCCACUAUCACGGCCGUGUAUGCGUUUGCAAGUGCCCUUAAGACGGCACACCAAGAGAUGUGUGGCACGGCCCCUGGGGUCUGCCUUGGUCUUCAACAGAUGUCCGCGGAAGUCUUCCACAACAGAUACCUGAAGAACGUUAACCUGAAUCUGAAUGAUGUCUCGAUCGCGAGCUUUGCAGGGAAGUUUGUGAAGUUCGAUGCCAAUGGCGAUUUCUACACCGCUGGUCAUAAUUACUGGAACUACAAUAAUCAGCCUACCGGUGCAUUCGACUUUAAAAAUGUUGGCAGCUUUGUUGACAACAUUCUUAAUCUUGAACCCAGCAAUGUGUACAUGUACGAUGACAGUAGAUUGUCUAUCCUACCGCAGCUGCCAACAUCACCCUGCCCAUCCAGUGGCUGUAAAAACUGCCUGGUGCCACGUAAUAUGGUCGACUUUAACUUCCGUAGUGGAGACAUUGUUUUGGCUGGGCUGUUUGAUAUCCAUGCUGUCGGCUCGGAAGUCUUCACAUGUGGAUCAUUGAAACCUAGUCAUGCUAUAAAUGCUGCUGCAUUCAAGUUUGCACUAGAAAAUGUUAAAUCUUUGUUUCCAGGCAUUCUCCCAGGAGUUCAGUUAGGAUCCUUGAUAGUUGAUUUAUGUGAUAAUGCUGAAAAAGGACGUCUGCUAAUGAAUGACCUUCUUGGAGGACGUAGAGUGGUGGCUGACAAGACUGGGAAAGUGGUAGACCCCAACCUUGUCAGCAGUGUUGUUGGUGAGCUGGAUUCCGGUGAAGCCAUGUCCAUGGCAACAAUGCUCGGCCAUUUUGGAAUGCCCUACAUGGAGUCUUCAGCUACCAGUGUACAAUUGAGCAACAAGGAAAUGUUCCCAACAUUCAGUCGCGCUGUGCCAUCAGACUAUCACCAGAUGCUGGCCAUUGUCCUCAUGCUGAAAAGAAUGGGCUGGAACUAUGUCCAGGUAGUCUACCAGGCCAGUGAAUAUGGACGCACAGGAUACAAGAUCCUAAAGGAAGAAGGUGCAACAAGGGGAAUCUGUGUUGCAGAGGCCCAAGAACUGGAUGGAAAUCAUAAUGUAAUAGUUAACAACUUCAAUCAGAAGCCAGCGGCUCGCAUUGUUGUUGGGAUUGUGGAUUCCUAUGACUACCGCGAAAUGCUCAGAGCAAUGCAAGAUCAGAACCUUAAGGGCAAGUUUAUCUUGAUUGGUUCAGAAACCUGGGGACGCAGAUCCAGUGUUAUUGCUGGGUAUGAAUCAAUAGCUGAUGGAAGUGUAACACUUGAUAUUGAUGCCCCUGCAUUGAAUAAUUACAGGACCUGGCUUAAUAGCAAGCGACCCAAUGACCCUACUGUAAUGAAGGAUAUGCCCUUCUUUACUGAAUGGUACCAGUAUGCCUUCAGCUGCUAUCUGGAUGCUGAGAGCCGUGGUGUGUAUACAACAGAGUGCAACCCCAACCAACAGAUCACUAAUGCCCCACGUUAUGAGGAAACAACCUACACCUCAUUCUUCAUCUCUGCUACUUAUGCUGUUGCCAGGGCCCUUGAUACAACGCUCAGGGAUGUCUGUGGCACGAACUACAAUGGCCUCUGCUGGCAGUUCAGGAGCAAUGCUGAUGUGAAGCAGAAGAUCCAGAUGAACCUAGCCGACUCCCAAUUUGACUUCAAUGGCUACCCGUUCCGCAUGAAGGACAGUGAAGGGCUGGCCAACUACAACCUCUACAGCUUCACUGCUGGCCGCUACAUAAGGAUUGGUACCUACAACACCGCAAACAAAGAGUUAGAUAUGACCAUGUCUACACCUGUCUCUCUGCCAGACAACUUCUUCUCCCAAUGUAUGGGCUUCUGCAGUGAAUGUGUGUACCUGGUGCAGACCAGACCGUAUAUUAUCAUUCCUGGUGAUGACCUCAAGAUUGGUGUCAACUUUGCCAUCCAUAGUCCUGGCUCUGAUCCUUUCCUCUGUGGUGCUAUGCGCCUGACUAACGGCAUGCAAUCAUUUUUGGCUGUUUCUUAUGCUCUAGAUCAGGUGAAAUCUAGCCUUGCCCCAGUGUCAUUGAAUGAUGUUGAUGUUGGUGCAAUUAUGAUGGAUCAUUGCAACAGUCCAGCUCGUGCUUAUGGCCUGCCGUCUGCUCUCUACUCUGGUAUACUGGGCUCUAUGGGGGCUGACAUCAACCUCAACACGAUACGAGCAUGGCUCACAGACAACGCACUCGUUACUGAGGGAAUGAAGGACUUCUUUAGUGACUUAAAUCUACCUGUUAUCAGUCCGAUGGCCACAACCAACAAGUUCCUAAAUGAGGAGGAGUACCCUACUUUUAUUCGCACCGUCCAGGGUGACAGCACUGUUGCCUCUGCCUUGGCAAUGCUGGUCAAGUCUCUUGGCCUCCAAUAUGUCAGCAUUGUCUACUCUGCCAAUAGCUUUGGCAGAGCUGGUACUGAUGCCUUUGCAGAAAUUGCUAUGCAGGAAGGCAUUUGCGUGAUCAAGCACAUAGAAAUGAAUGGCCUCCAAAGUGAUGACAUGAUAUUGGAAGAGCUGACUGGCCUUUCCACGCAUGUUGUAAUAACUUACCUAAGCCUUGAGGAUAUGGACAAGUUCUUGUCAGCAAGAGGUCGCAAUGUGAAUGCAACCAACCUUCUGAUUAUCUCACCAGAGCCAUAUCCUAUGGUUUUAAGCAAGCAGGGACCAGCAGCUAGAAAUGUUCUGUCAUUAAAGAUGAGAUCCAAUACGCUAACUAGCUUUCAAGACUUUGUGAGAUCUUUUUCCAUAGAGCAGUUGGCUGAUCAUCCAACACUUCGCCAGUACUACAUGGCCCUAUUUCAGUGUAACCUGCCAGGGGAAUACAGCUAUCAGCGAGACUGUACACCAUCACUUGACAACAUUGUGGACAGUCCUGACUUUCAUGAAGACAACUAUAUUCUCCCGAUAAUCAACGCGGUCUACACAUAUAUCGCUGCGACAGAUGAGACACUGAAGAUCCAGUGUGGGGAGAAUUACAGUGGCGUGUGUGCCAAAUUUUAUACUGACCCGAACACAAACACGAUCCUAUACAGCAAACUGACUGAUGUUAGUUUCCAGGACGACAGUGGGUCCACGUUCCAGUACAUUGGCAAGGAAGGAAACACGGGGCGCGAGAUCACCCUGUUUGAUGGUUCAACAAUGACUAAGGUUGCUGACUUUGCUGGAGCCUCAAUUAACAUUCUGAGCCGAAACCUGGUUCAGCUUUUUGAUAACACUAGGUCUGGCUGUAACCCACCCUGCACACAGUGCAUCAACAACAACAUGAACUUCACAUAUAUCCCUGGAGAUAUCUUGCUUGGAGGUAUUUUUGAUGUUCACGAGGCUGACCUGCGAGCAUUCUCUUGUGGUGACAUCAACACACUCCGGGGGUUCCAGCUCCUUGAAGCCUUCCAUUAUGCCAUCAACAAGGUGAAUGACAAGUCUGGCCAGUUUGCUAACAUCCUGAAGAACAUCAAGCUUGGUGGUAUUGGCCUUGACGCCUGCCAGAGUGCAGUCAGGGGAGGCUAUCUUGUAUCUAAUAUAUACAGCGGCCUUACAGAACUGUUUAGAGAUGACGAGUUCAUUGAUCCUGACAAGAUUGAUGCUUACAUUGGCACAUAUUCUAGCGAUCGCUCAAUUCACCUCGCGAGACUCCUGAAGUCUCUCAACAUGCCUCAGAUCAGCUUUGGUUCUACAAGUGUUACCCUGACAGAUGAAAAUCGCUAUCCAUUCUUCCUGAGGACAGUUCCCGCUGAUGACAGACAGGUGACUGGCAUGAUCAAGUUUCUGCGCGAGUUUGAUAUCCGAUAUGUGCAGGUUGUGCAUUCUGCUGACAAUUAUGGAGAACAAGGUGCUGAGAUUUUCAAGCAAGUUGCAGCUGACAAUAGAAUCUGCAUUGCCCAGACGAUUUCUUUCCCUUACAAGAAGGCCACCACCAUUGAAAACGCCAACGAUAUUGUUCUUUCCCUUCUGCAGAAGCCUGUGGCCAACACAGUGGUCAUUUUUGCAGACAGCUCACAGAUCAAUUCACUCCUGCAGGCUAUUAAACGUAGCCCCGAGGCCUACGGAAAAUUCAAAUUUGUUGGUUCAGAUACAUGGGCCAAUAAUGUUGAAUCCACAGAUGGACAAGAAGAUAUUGCCGUCGGCUCAGUCACAUUUGACCUUGACAUCAAUGACUUGGCUGAAUUUGACCAGUACCUUGCUACAAAGACUCCUGCUAACUAUCCAGACAACCCCUGGUUUCCUGAAUACUAUGAGGCUAUCCACAACUGCUACCUUACAAUCCCUGACAAAAGGUACCCCACACGUUGUUCAGCAACACCUAGAAACAUUGUCAGCUCACAGAGGUACAAACAAGACACAGGCAUUAUCCAUGUGAUCAAUGCUGUGUUUGCAGCAGCUUACGGUCUGGAUUCAGCCCUGCGGGAGGAAUGUGGAGAAAACUACACAACAGUCUGCGAGGUUUUUAAGAACAGGGACAAGCGCCGUAUGUAUGUACUUGACAAGAUAAGGGAGGUGGAGUUUGAAGACCUUUCUGGAAGCCCCUUCAGCUUCUACCCACGCGGGGAUGCGAAAAAGGGCUAUGUCAUCUACUCUCUAGACACAUCCCCACAGACAGGAUACGCUUACAACAGGAUUGGUUCAUACUCGAGCGAGGGCGAGUUGGUCGUUUCAGAUUACCAGCCUUCCUGGGAUGGCAGCUGUAACCGAGCAGACUCUUGCACAGAGUGCCCUGUCUACAGAAACCUCUUCACAAGGUACAUGUUGCCAGUCUACCCUGUCAUGAGUACAAACCCGAACCCUGCAACGCUAGUUAUGACACUAGCCAUACACAACUAUGGUUCCGACCCGUACCACUGUGGCCCUAUGGACAUGACCCAGAUGAUCAAUGCUCUAGCUGUCGUGUACAUGCUCGAAGGUCGUGUGAACAUGCGGCCACUAAUCCUUGACAACUGUGGUAACCAGAUCAGAAUUGACCAAGAUCUCAUAAACUUGUUAUCUCGGGGAGAGCUGUGUAAUGAGAACUUUGACUGGCGGGGAAGUAAAAUCGAUGCCUCCACUAUCAUGGGAGUAAUGACAAUGGGUUCAACUAUGGUCGUUGGAGCCAAUCGUGUCACUGCUCCACUUCAGAUCCAGCUUCUUGGGAUUGAUUCUUCUUCAACCCAGCUCAGCAAUCGGGAAUCAUUUCCAUACUUUGCUCGGAUGGUUCCUCCAGAUAAUUUGCAAAUGGAAGUCAUUGCCAAGAUUUUGAAACAAAAUGACUGGACCUAUGUCGGAGUCAUUUACGAGGCGGGAAGCUAUGGGGUCAAUGCCUACCGAGCACUUCAAGCUAUUGUUAAUAGUGGUAAAUACUCAUGUAUUGGUGUCGCAGCUGUUGUUAACAAUCAUGAUUCAGUAGAGGAGGUGCGUCCAGCAGUAAGAAGAAUUGCAGAAGAAGAGGGUGUCAAUGUUGUUGUUAUUCUUACUCUUAAACCAUCAACUGUAUUACAGGCCAUUGCUGCCGAAGGGUUGUAUGAAAGAUUCCUGGUGAUUGGAUCUGACACCUGGGCAAACUAUGAUACAGUUGUAGAUCCCUUAGAAACAGAUGAUAACAUGAACUUUAGAGGCGCAAUAACAGUUGGUUUUAGAGAUGCUUUCUUUGAGCCAUUUGUGAGUUGGCUAUCAGGAAUCAACAGUGACAACAAGAAGGGAAUGCCUGAUGUCUGGUUUGACGAGUUUUACCAGCACAUUCAUGAAUGUCGCCUUCCUGGAGCCAUUAUACAAACUAAUUAUGAAGAGAAUUGCUUAUCUGCCAAUAUUAACCGAAUUCCUGAUGGAAAGCUGCGAAGCUAUGGUGUAGGAAUAAAAACAUUGGCUGCUACAAAGCUCCUUUCUGAUGGACUUACCGCUUUCUUACGUGAAUACAGCUGCAAUGAUAUAGAAUUCUCUGAAUGUCUAGCUACAAGACCUAAUGCCAGGGUCAAGGUUUUUGAAAGCACCCUUGAACAGGAUUGGACAAUAUCACGAACUGAUGUCCAGCCUAAGGGAGAGUUUAUCCCUGAACUCGGAGAUGACCGCUACUACGAUAGUGGAUACUCUAUAUAUGCAUUGUUUGUCAAUGAAACGCUGCCAGCAAACGAAAGGACCUACUACUAUGAAAGAAUUGGGGAUCAGACUCGCACUGGGUUCAGGUUCAAUGCCACCCAGUAUGCAUACCAGGGUCGUCCAGGGGUUGUCUCAAAAUGCCCAGAGGGAAAGACCUGUAACUGUGUUGUGGAUGAUAAGCCAACAACAGAAGAACAGGUGCAGCCAAAGUACAUGCGUGAUCAUGAACCGAGGAACUACUUUAUGUAUGAUGCAGACACGGGUAAGCAAGUUCUCACAUGGCCGAUUUGGGCGGUUGCCGUUUCCGUGCUCACCUGCAUCGGUCUCCUGGUGGGAAUCAUCCUAUUUUUCUUCUUCAUGAUAUUCUACCCGGUACGAGGUGGUACCACUGCCCUGGGCUUCCUAAUGAUGCUGGGAAUAUUUGGCAUCUACGCCAUCAACUUUGCCUUCUUCCUGCCAGCAUCAGAAGCAACCUGUGGUGCCAGAGAAUUCCUCAUGGGGGUCGUGUAUGCAUUUGCUAUUUGUCCACUACUGGUUAAAGCUAUAGACAACUGGCGAUUCAAGGACACUGAAUACAGCUCUGACCGCUAUGUGGGACUAACGAAUCCAUGUGCUUUAGUGCUUAUAGCACUGGGAAUAAUAUUGGUACAAUGUAUUAUACCAAUUGAAUGGCUGAUACUGCAGCCACCAUCAGCUAGUAUGAUGACCGACACGACAGCGCAGAAUGACUGGAUGUGGUGCGAUCCCCAUGACUUCUACGACAUCUCGCUGGUGCUGUCCAUGGUGUUUGUCAUAUUCCUCAUUCUGCUGACAGCCAUCUUCUCUGCGCUGUCAUGGGACAGUGACAGCAACUACUUUGAGUCGCGGUGGAUAUUUGUCUCGUGUGUGUGCACCGCAGGCUGCUUCUUGGUGUGGAUGGUUGUUAGUACCAAUGCGGGCCCACCAUACCGUGACCCUGCUGUGGCCAUUGCCAACUUUGUUAAUGCGACAGCUCUCCUGCUGUGCAACCCGUUCAGGAAGUUGAUUCUGCUGAUCCGGUUCUCAUCAGAGGAGGAGAAGGCCAAGAGCCUCCCAGCGGAUGAUGCUACUGAGCUGUACUCGACCGUGUACACAAACCAGAUGUACCAGCAGGAUGUGUUCCAGCCAGACUCCAAGCAAAACUCAGAACAUGACUACUAAACAACUAUUUGCUAAGGUGGACCGGUUAGAUCUGACUCUGCAAGAAUCACUUCAGCUACUGAAGUACUACUUCUGGGAUCGAGAGUUUUAAUGCUGUUGAAGGGAUUGAGUGUUGAAUCUAAGACUUCUUGGAUAGGGAGUUUCAACGCUGUUGAAUGGAUUCAGUGUUGAAGCUGAGACUACCGGUCUUACUCUUUAAACUGAGAUUGAGUUCAUUGUUGCCCAAUAAGUUAAUUCUCAAAAACCAAAAGAAUUGUUGUAAUUGUUAUUUUGCAUGGUUUUGUAAAUUAGACGAGUGUUUUAUGUAUAUAAUGAAUGAUUUAUAUCAGCUUGUUUUGGUUGUGAUUGAAUUGAACAAAGAUUUGUGAAUAAGCAAAAUAUUUGAAAGUAAAUAGAAUCAUACAUGUAUGUGUACAUGUGCAUAAUAAUACAUGUAUAUAGUGCAUAAUAAUCAGUCACAAAUUAUUUGAAUGUCAAUUUUUUUAUUUGAAUAAGCUAGGGCUCUGUUUCUCAUUACUAAGAUGUACUUCUCUGUUAUUCAUUUCUAAGAUUUAGGGCUCUGAUAUUCAUAUCUAAGAUUUAGGGCUUUGGUAUUCAUUUCAAAGAUGUAGGGCUCUAUUACUCAUUUCUAAGAUAGAUGCAGGGCUCUGAUAUGCAUUUCUAAGGUAUAUGGCUCUAUUACUCAUUUCUAGCAUGUAGAGCUCUGUUACUCAUUUCCAAGAUUUUCUGGUAUUAAUGGACUGACGAAAUCACCAUGUCAAUUGAUAAUGGUGUCUGCAUGUAGCGCAAUGUCAGAUGCAUAAGAACACCGUGCUGAUUCUGAGAAACCGAGCCCAAAUGGAGACAAAUGUCCCUUUUAAAUUGAAGUGUGUCUGAAGCAAGGAUGUCGAGAUGUAUAUGUGAGAGUAAAUGAAAUGUGUUUGUGUCAUAAAUGGGCCUGUUAACUUACAUUCCAGUUACUUGAGGCUAAGCCCUUUGCAUAGUGCUUUUGAAUUGUAUAAAACUUAUGCUAGCUUUGUAGUCUACAAGAGAUGUAUUUAGAUGUCUCUAAAUGUGUAUAUUUUGUUAAAGAGAUUUGUGAAUAAAUCAUUAUUUUUAUAUUAUUAUGCAAUUUAGCACAAAAAUGAGAAUAAAUCAUUCGUGUAUAUUGAA